GUAAGAGCUCGCCAACAAUUACAUCCACUUUCAUUCGAUAAUGGAAUCGUACACUCGUGUUCUGCUAAACCAUUGUUUAAUUAUUCAUGUAUUCACCUUCCCCGUAGUACAUGGUCCAUAAAGAAAAGUUCAUCCCUCUCUGAAAGUAGACAUAUAAUAUGAUCCAUCAUGAAACCUACACCGCUCAGUACCGUUUCUUAGCCGCACGCGAGUACAUUGCAAUCAUGAACAUUUCACCUGCGCCGGGAAUAUUUCAACCCAAGCCGGUUCGUGUUUCGCAGCUACCGCGCUAUCGAAACCGCCAACAAAACAGAACAACCUUCGGCAAAGCCAAGGGAAUUGGUCAGCUCGUGUGGGAUGCUGUACGCGAUACGUUCUACGACUUUGCGUCCAUGUCCAAAAUCCAUGGCAUGUACUAUCUGCAGCGACAGGUUACAACCGGAUUCGUGCGACUGCUUUGGAUCGCCAUCAUUGUAGCCUUUUUCGUCUUCGGCAUCGUACUGAUCUACCUGCUGUGGCAGAAGUUUGUCGAUUCGCCGACGCGUAUGACGAUUGCGUCCGAGAUGAAGAUCGUACAAGUUCCCUUUCCCGGCAUAACCCUGUGCCAUCCCCAGAGUGUGGUCGACUAUAAGGCGGAACGAUUCAUAGAAAAGAUCAAACUGCCUCUCGGUGCGACGAAAGAAUCGGUGCUCAAAAAUCUACCUUCGCUGGGCUAUUUCACCGAGCAUCAGUGGACCUUUCCCAGGCCGCAAGACUUGCGGAUGAUUGACAACGUGCUGCAGCUGAACAACUACACCAUCGAGCAGGCCAUCGAUGAGCUGGGCAUGAUUUGUGAGGAUUUCAUACUGGUGUGCUACUGGGCGGGCAAGCAGUUCCCCUGCUUUUCCAAACACGCAUUCCUCGGGUGGAUAGGUUCCACGAGCCAUUACGGUGCGUGCUGCUCCUUCAACUAUCACCCCAACGUGCGCGGAAACAAGGACCCGUUCGUUGUCAAUACGUACGGCAUGCACGGGGGCCUGAGCGUCAUCGGCACCGGCUACCCGCAGGCAUCGGACGGCAAAUCUGGGGCACUCUACUCGGAAGGCUUUAUGCUCAUGAUACACCAUCCGCACGAUUUCGCCGUCGAGGCGUCUCCACUUACCUUGAUACGCUUGGGUAAGGAGACGUUCGUUAAUGUUCUACCGACGGACUCGCGCUGCUCGGAGCAGGUCCUAGCACUACCGCAAAGCCAGCGAGAUUGUAUCGUCGGGAGCGACUUCACUCCGCCGAUCGAAAGGUACCGCCAGCCAGCAUGCACGCUCGAAUGCUUGCGGAACGAGGUGCACCGAAAGUGCGGAUGCCAUCCGUUCCAUCUGCCCCGACCGAUGGUCGGUCGUAAUGGGCAGGGUAUUAGAAACUGCACUGUCUACGAUUCGAUGUGUUUUGUAGAAAAUUACUAUAUGUUUAAAAGAUUGCAAUGCAAUUGCCUACCGUCGUGCAGUGAUGUGACUUACAAAACGGCCUCGAUUGUUUCCAACUUUUCUGCCUACAACUUUUCGAUUAAUCCGUUUUAUAAAGAAACGAAUCUCACCGAUUUUGAGUUCAUUUUCCACAUCUUUAUGAGCAAUCAGGUCGUGGCAGCCAACAGAAGAAUUGUCGUUGUGUCGUGGAUUUCGCUUCUGUCCAAUCUUGGUGGAGCAUUCAGCUUGUGUCUUGGCAUUAGCGUUCUCUCCUUGUUUGAAGUGUUGUUUUUCUCUAUUUUUCGUUUGAGAAAAAGGUAUCAUAAACUAAAGCAGCGCCAGGAGCAGCAGAUCAAGCUUGUUGCUCCCUUCGCACGGUUGCAGAAAUUUUGAACUCAGGGAUUUGUUUCGUGACGGUCUUAAUACAAUGUUUUGUUUGUUUGUUUGUUAUUUUGCAAAUAAUGAUUCAACAGUUUUUGUUUAUGUUUUGAUUGUACUGGUAUUAACUUUUAUUUUGUGUUACAAUUUUCGUCGUGGUAAGAAAUUAUACCAGCAAAAUUCAUGCAUCGCACCAAUGCUACUAAUUUCACACUACACAUUUUAUAUGAUGAGGUAGAAGCAUUUAUCAUUGCAUAUCGAUUAACAAUUCUUCUUGCUUGGAAAGAAACACAAACGAACAUACUUUGUAGUGAUUGUUGUGUGGUGUUGUAAUUUUUAUUGUUGAAUAAUUUGUUUUACGUCUGUCUACGUAACUACAUGCUUUCACGUCACUAACAAACUAGUUUAAAAAAAA
Messenger RNA from Anopheles arabiensis, 2232 nucleotides. Its product is annotated as sodium channel protein Nach-like. The transcript is spliced from 6 exons. The record is from RefSeq and is a predicted model, not a curated record. Gene Ontology annotation, molecular function: ligand-gated sodium channel activity. NCBI's taxonomy places the organism in Eukaryota, Metazoa, Arthropoda, Insecta, Diptera, Culicidae. Gene Ontology annotation, cellular component: membrane. Bases 159 to 1832 code for a protein of 557 amino acids. Gene Ontology annotation, biological process: sodium ion transmembrane transport.